Molecule: messenger RNA, 3089 nt
Organism: Siniperca chuatsi (mandarin fish)
Lineage: Eukaryota; Metazoa; Chordata; Actinopteri; Centrarchiformes; Sinipercidae
Product: transmembrane emp24 domain-containing protein 9-like
Exons: 6
Coding region: 29-679 (216 amino acids)
Biological process (GO): endoplasmic reticulum to Golgi vesicle-mediated transport; Golgi organization; intracellular protein transport
Cellular component (GO): endoplasmic reticulum; COPII-coated ER to Golgi transport vesicle; endoplasmic reticulum-Golgi intermediate compartment
Source: RefSeq, a predicted model, not a curated record
GACUCCGCCGCGCAGACUCAGUAGCAGCAUGAAGAUGGCGUCUGUCAGGAGGAUGAAGUCGUGUGUUUUGACAGUUUUACUUCUAGAAGUUUUCUCCAGCGUCGUCUCCUCUUUGUACUUUCACAUCGGAGAGACCGAGACGAAAUGUUUCAUAGAGGAAAUGCCGGACGAGACGAUGAUUAUCGCUAACUUUUGGAGUCAGCUGCGUGAUAACCAGAGGGACGAGCACCUGCCGGCCCCUCCGGACCUCGGGAUAUCAGUUGUAGUCAAAGAUCCUGAUGACAAGCUGGUUCUAUCUCAGCGAUACGGCUCAGAGGGAAGAUUCAAAUUCACAUCACCGAAACCAGGAAGAUACCAAAUCUGCCUGCAGUCAAGCUCCUCACAGCGUCCCCUGUCUGCUGGAGGGAUGUUGACAGUUCACCUGGACAUCAGAGUGGGCGAACGCACAAAGAACUACACUGAGAUCGCUGCCAAAGAGCAACUGUCGGAGCUGCAGCUGAGAGUCCGGCAGCUGGCCGAGCAGGUCCAAGAGAUCCAGAGACAGCAGGACUACCAGAGGUUCAGGGAGAAACAUUUCCGCGAGGUCAGCCACAACACCAACAUGUGGAUCUUCUGGUGGCCCGUCGUCCGCUCUCUCUACGUGAUCGCCAUCAUCACCUGGUGCACCAAGUCCUGGUGAAGUAUGUCUUCUUCAGUACACUUUGGACCUGCAAGAAAAACAUAAAGAGGGACAAACAAAGUAUGAACUUGAAUAAUUCCUGAUGUAGAAGCAGAAAUAAAUAUUUUUAUUGAAUUGAGGAACCCCCCACACAUCAGACAGUCGAGGACCAGAGCCUGCAGGAUUAGGUCACCUGGAGAAGGCGGAUACGGAGAGGAGUCCGAGCAGGAACUCGAGGCUGUAGAAGCAGAGCAGGACGGCGCUGAGGAGGAACUCCAGCCGCAGGACGAAGGUCUGCAGCAGCAGGUAGUAAACAGCCAGCGCCGCACAGGGAACCAGGAUGAAGAGCGACGCACACGAGGCCAGAGAGCGCUCACACAGAUUCCCCUUCCAACCUGAACGACGACACACCACACUGAGGUCAACGCUGAGGUCACAUGACCGCAGCUGCCAUGUUAGUCGGGGCUCGUUUCCCUCCAGAAGCUGCUGCUGAUCAGUCUUUAUGAAUAGGGAUUUUUAUAUUUGUCUCCGUUCACACUUCAGACAUCACACAUGUUGGCUGUUUCCCUGUUGUCUGGGCGGAGAUCUUCACAAACACAACAGAGUGGACGCACAUUUCUACAUUUAGCCAGCUUAGUGUGGUGUAGUCUGAGGCCAUUUACUCUCCCAGCUAACAUCCAUCAUUUGGAGCUUUAUUUUCAGCCAGAAAAGAAAGACGACCACCAGCUUUUUUUGUAUAUCAGCCUGAUCACAAGAUAUUUUAGGAGUCACAUCGCAGGAUCUGACAGGGUUUCAUGUGAUCCUUCAACCUUAAAUGCAGCAUUGAUUCUCUAAAACAAUUCAGUGCUUGAAUUGGAGUAAAAAAGGUACCAGGACUAAAAACCAGCAGCCAGAACAGCACAACCAUGUAGCAUUUAGGGGCAUCACCUGUGUUCAUUUGAGAGUACUUACUAAUCACUAAUUUAUAAAACUAAAUACUAAUACUGAGUAAUACGCACAAAUUAUCAAACAUUAGCCCCAAUACCUGCUGUGCUCUUUCCAAUUUUUCUAAGUUAUAGAUGGAGGAUUUUGUGCAGACAUCACAGCUCUUACAGCCCUUUACAACAGAUCGACCGUCAUUGGAGCCGUUCACAUGAGCUAACUGUCACUCUGCUGCUCGCUGUUAGCACCGUGGCUCACACACGUCACAUAUAUACAACAUAACUACACUGAAUAACAGCCAACAAUUAGCAGAUAAACGGUAAGUUUCAGUCUGGCGUCUCUCUUGAUCACCCACCGACGAGUCGGUUAAAUGGCGUCUAAACGUUUGUGUCGCUGAAGUCGUUUCUAUUCCUGGUCACAGCUCGGCUCGUUAAAGCCACGCAGCCUCUGAUCAGGAGGGUCCAUUCAAAUAGACCCCUGACUAUUAUCUAGCAGCUUUCUGACUGAACAAAACCACACAGCUGCACGUUUUUACCUCGGGCCUUCUGCACAAUGACUGCUGUACAUCACGAGUACUGACCUUUAUUAGAAUAAAAGUAUCGGUGCUCAGUUGGACAGAAAACUGGCACCCUGUACAGGUGACAAUCGGCCCAAUUCAAGCACUGGUGCAGUUUGUUCAUCAGGAAUUCAAUUUAAUAAUCGUAGAACAUCGUAUAUGCAGAUUGGCUGAGUGAGUUCAGACACUGCUGCUUAUUUUCAUGUACUGGACAAUUAAAAAUAACUUGCAGCUAUUGUCCACAUGGUGGCAGUAAAGAACCAAACAGGAAGGGUGCUAAUAACGUGUAUCCUCAUGUAAUGCAGUUCAGUUACUGAUCAGGCAGAAGAGAGGUGGGCGUCUAUGUUGUGUUUUCUGCCGGUCAGAAUAUUUCGGUUUGGUGUUUCACUCUCACCGUAAAAGAUCCUGAGAGUCUCCAGACCGAGGAAGAGCAGCAGCAGCACCACGUCCAGAACCAGAUUAUCUGCCGGGUAGGGGAGUACAAGCCCUGCUCACAAGAAACAGAACAAGUUUAACAUUAAAGACGUAGGAAGUCCUUUCCAUUGCUUCUGUCUGUCUGGAAAUGAUCGGCUGUAAUCAUCUCCCUUUCUACUCGUUAGAGCACCAACAGUGUGACCUUUGACCUCCGGCCUUCAGCUGCCUGGAAUUUAGUUUUUCUGGCCACCAAAGCAGAAAAGUUUGAUUUUUGAGGGAAUAAAAUGUUCAAUUAUUUGGACCCUGUGACGUCGUCUUAGAUGUUUUUUAAAUGAAGGUUCGUUGACCUGCAUGAGGGCUCGGUUUUGUAUUUUUACAAUGAUAUAUAAUUUCAAUUAUUAUGUGCUGUAUACACUUUACUGAGUCUAAUGUGCCUAAGAUUUGUAUGAAUGUACUCUCAGUACGUGGUAUGCACUUUGUUUUCCAGCAUGUUGCUCUUGAUUAUUGAUUUUAAUGAAUAAAAACCGAAAUCUUUCCUAA